Molecule: messenger RNA, 363 nt
Organism: Iphiclides podalirius (scarce swallowtail)
Lineage: Eukaryota; Metazoa; Arthropoda; Insecta; Lepidoptera; Papilionidae
Source: the annotation of a GenBank genome assembly
AUGGGUGGAACUUUGGAACUCAGACGAAAAGUGUUAGAGGUGAUUGAGGGCAUUAUGAGUGAAGACAGGCUGUCAACACUAGUUUCAAUUAAAUGCAAGCAGCAAACUAUUCGAGCGGUGCGAUUCAAUAUAGACGGCACUUACUGCCUAACCUGUGGUGCGGACAAAAAAAUUAAACUAUGGAAUCCGCACAGAGAGCUACUUCUAAAAACUUACGUCGAGUGGUGCGAUAGUAUGCGUGUUGUGGUGCCACCAAUAAGCAAGACAAAUCAUGUGGCGAUGAGGACAAAAGUCGUCCGUCCACCUUGUGGGAGGCCUUCCUACGCUGCGUUUGCCGUCAGGGACGCGUUGGAUGCAGGCCGC